AUGCAUCAUCAAAGUCCUCCACAUCUCUCUGCCAUGGACAUUUUCUUCCCCGGCUUCACUGGCCUCACCACAAUACUCCAACAGCUUCUCAAUGGAAGAUUGGAUGGUUACGCCAGUUUGUUGUGUAUCUGCGGGAUGUUGAUGAUUUGUGGCAAGUUCUUGGGCAAGACGGUAGGAGGAUUCGUCGACACUUACUUCACUACAAAGACCAAUGUUCGCGAUCCCGACGAGGCAUACGACAUGCUGGAUGCAUGGAUUUCCAGCCAAGCCUUUGCCAAAGAUGCCAGCUCUUCGCUUGUUAGUGUUCAAAGCAGGCAAGGAAGAACUUUAGCCCACUUCAGCCCUGAAAAUACAGCUAAGAAGCAUCUUCGGUUUACGCCUUGGGGGGAACCGCUGUGUUUCUGGUAUCGAGGGCACCGCCUGACGUUACGAUGCACGCAAGACAAAGCAGCAUUCUUCUCGCGCAACACGAUGACAAUUUCUUGCGUGGGGCGCUCUUCACGGAUUCUGCGGGACCUUAUGGAAGAAUGUCGCAUAGAGUAUCUGAAGCAUUCUGAAAACAAAACUUCAAUUUUCGAAAACCACAACAACGGCUGGAAACGAACCAUUACCCGGGACCUUAGGCCGAUCGAGACAGUUAUUAUGAACGAACAAAUCAAGCAGACUCUUCUGAAGGAUCUACGCUCAUUCCUAGACCCCAAAGCUCAGUCCUGGUACGCGAGACGUGGACUGCCGUAUCGGAGGGGCUACCUGCUCUUCGGCCGUCCUGGAACCGGAAAAACCAGUCUGAGCAUGUCCGUCGCCGGAUUUUUUGGACUGGAUAUCUACGUCCUCAGCCUUGCUAUCAUGAACGAUGAACAGCUCGGUGUCUUGUUCAAGGAGUUGCCUCAACGCUGUGUUGUCCUACUCGAAGAUGUUGACGCCGUAGGUACAGCCCAGUCUCGUGUGUCUGAAGUUGAUGACUUCGAGUCCCAAUCAGAAGAUUCACGGAGGUCGCGGAAGCCGCACGGGGCUGUUUCGUUGUCUGGGCUCCUCAAUGUUCUUGACGGCGUCGCAUCACAAGAGGGACGCGUCCUCAUCAUGACGACAAACCACAUAGAACAUCUCGAUGAAGCUUUGAUUCGAUCCGGGCGAGUUGACAAGAAGAUCGAAUUUCAGCUUGCAGAUGCUGGCGUGGUUAGGGAAAUAUUCAAUACGGUGUUUCAUCAUUCAGAGGAAGAGACGCCGAACUUGAAGGAUCGAGAAGCCAGCAACGAAGAAGCCCGGCGACUAGCAGUUCAAUUUACAGCCAAAGUACCGGAGCUAGAGUUCAACCCCGCUGACAUUUUCUCUUUCCUCCUCGCCAACAGAGACUCACCAUCAGACGCUUUGGCCGAGGUGGAGGGAUGGGUGUUGCGUACUAGAAAGGAAAGAGCGAUGAGCCGGGGAAACUCAUGGGUUCAGAGUGACUAA
Molecule: messenger RNA, 1452 nt
Organism: Colletotrichum godetiae
Lineage: Eukaryota; Fungi; Ascomycota; Sordariomycetes; Glomerellales; Glomerellaceae
Product: mitochondrial chaperone bcs1
Exons: 2
Coding region: 1-1452 (483 amino acids)
Biological process (GO): protein insertion into mitochondrial inner membrane from matrix; mitochondrial respiratory chain complex III assembly
Cellular component (GO): mitochondrial inner membrane
Molecular function (GO): ATP hydrolysis activity; ATP binding
Source: RefSeq, a predicted model, not a curated record